UCCUUUUGCCGCAUUUACUCACGUUUUGAAGCCCGGGAACUUCCCUUUCUUUUCCCUUUUCCCUCCCGCUCUCUCCCUCUCUCUCUCUCUCUCGUCGGCUCCGGAAGCCCGAUCUUUGCCCUAAAAAUUAUCGUUUAGGGCAAAUCGAUUCAAACUGAUGUGAGAUUUCACUUUCUGAUGCAGUGGAGUUCAGAUCGUGUUUGACGAGUUCGUGGCUUCGCUUCCGCUGUUCAAAAAGAUUUUCAAUGUCGAGGAAAAAAUUUGGUCAUGGGGGGAAUAUAUAGAUUUACAAUAUGACUAUGGCAAAAGUUGCAGUUCCUGGUUCUUUGACAUCUAAUUCUCUUCCUUUUGGAAGAGGUUCAAAGGUUCAAGCUGGUAAGGCAAUGAAAAGGAAGACACCCUCGGAGUUGAGAGGAGAGCAAUUGAAGCGAAGUUGCAGUCAAGAGCUUGUAGAUGAAUCACCAGUUUCUUUGCCUGGUGCUGAGAAGAAUAAUACUGGGGUAGCAAAUAACGUUAAGAAAUCAGAGACAUCAAAAGUUCCCAGGUAUAUUGACACCCGUGUUGAUGAAGUAUUUCCUGUCAGAAAAUCCAACAACAGGGUUAGACUACUUAAUGGAAAAGAGAAGGGCAAGGAUAGUUUUUCAAAUGAGCAAUCUAACAGUCUCAAAAAGUCAACUGCUUCUUUUGGGUUGGCUGAUAAAAGUCAACCCCUAUUUACAUGUGGUGGCAGUUCUGUGUGUUCAGUGGAUUCAACUGCAUCUGCCAAGGAUAUUCUGGGUGAAGCUUGUCAGACAACUGAAACAUGCAAUCAACGAUUAACUGAAAAAAGCAAUCAGUUUCUUAGUCCUUCUGAAGCUUCUUUGGGCAUUGGAAAAUCGGAUUUAAUUGCUGUUGAUAUGGACAAAGUGCUAAAAGGACUUGUUGCUCAUAACCCUCCUGCUGAUUCUUCUGAAAAAGUUGGUGAUCUCUCAUCAGUUUAUUCUGGUAGUUUCUGUUCUGAAGUCCAUAUUCCUGGUAGUAAAACUCCUUUGGAUCUUACGCUCAAAACUACUGUGCGAUUGGUCUCCUCUUCCCCAGUAAAUUGGUGUCAUAGGGUAACUCCAGGUAGUUCAUACAAUUUGAUGGCUCAGUUCACUUCUCGAUUUGGUUGUUCUGGAGAUCAUGAUGUCCGGCAAUCUUUGGAGACUGCUCAGGCAUUGUAUUCAAAAGCCUUACAUUCAUGGGUCUACCCACAAUCUUCUUUACCACCCCUUAUUAUAUCAGCAUUGACUUCAGCAGCCGCACAAGGAGGAGAGGCAGAUUUCUUAUUGAAACGACAACUAGCCUGGGAAGAUUCAUUUCAAAGUCUUUACUAUAUGCUUCGGAGGAGAAUCUGUGACAUUUUUUAUGUGUGUACUUCACAGUUUGUGGUGAUGUUUACUGGUGCUGACUACCCUGGAAGAACAAAUCGAUUAUGUAAUGCUUACAUCUCCCAGUCUACAAGAGGUUUAAGAUCCUUGCUUCGAGAGCAUGACAUUUGUUUUUCCAUGCCUCUAUGCCGUUCUGAAGUAGAGCAAGCUAAUGUAGAAGACCUAGUAGAGCUUUCAGAGAUUGAGAAACGCAAUGUGGGCCAGGCUCGCCGUUUGGUUUCUAUCUCUGAUGUGGAUAACAGUCCUCAAUCUCUUCUAGCAUUUUCUGGAAAUGACAAUGUACACGGAUUGUAUGAUUUUCUGUUAAACUAUAGGUCAAUCUUAAGUUCUUUGACUGGCUUAGAUGUCCCUCUCUUGUAUUCACCAGUCCCAUUCCAAAAUGCAUCUCUUUGUUCUCCAGAGGUGAGAUGCAGAGAGAUGAAGAGAGUUGAUACAGUCUCUUGUAGGGGUUCCAACAUGGAAGAAGGCAACUUCUGUCAAGAUUCACGAACUGGUUUCUGCUAUAGUAUUGAAGUCAAGGACACCUUUCUUCCACCAUGGAUUAUUUCUGGCAUAUGUGCUGCCAUGGGCUCUGAAGGAAGAAGUUUUGAGGCCAGCUUUACAACUGAGGCCAUUUCUAUUGGCUUGAAUGUUGCACUUGAUACUGACUGUCAGAAAACUGAUACUAAAACAGAGGCAUGUAAAAGCUUGCCAGAAAGCAAUACCUUCAAUGUUCCAAAAGCUGUUGUUGCUCCUUGUUUGCAAUCUGCUUCAUUAAGAGGGCUGAAGUACUGCAAUGGUUCUUAUACAGCUUCACUUUUGCCUUUAUAAUGUUCUAUUCUCAUAGAGCACACCUAUCACAGGGGACUGGACUGCUGUAUUCAUUAAGUGCAGUUUUGUUUGCCUUUCUGCAUUGCUGCCUAUUUUCUGCAUUUGUGGCAAAUCCCGUUUCUAACGUAAUCAUGCCCAUGCCCAUGCGUAUGUGCUAGUAGUUUUUGGUGAAAGUUAUUUUACUGCAGCUAGCAAUGUAAUUUUUUUUUAACUAUUGCACUGAUCUAUUCCAUUACCAUCAAAUUAUGCUAA
This is a messenger RNA of Nelumbo nucifera (sacred lotus), 2471 nucleotides long. Its product is annotated as downstream neighbor of Son. Gene Ontology annotation, cellular component: nucleus. NCBI's taxonomy places the organism in Eukaryota, Viridiplantae, Streptophyta, Magnoliopsida, Proteales, Nelumbonaceae. Gene Ontology annotation, biological process: nuclear DNA replication. The record is from RefSeq and is a predicted model, not a curated record.